UUCUCUUCAUCAGAUUAAAAAAAGAGCGGAAAAAAAUUCGGAAAAAGGGGGGAAAAGAACUCGGGCGAAAGCGAUGCACAGUUGGACGCAGCGCCUGCUGGCCGCGGCAACAACGGCCGUCGUCCUCCUCGCCGCCGUCUGCGCAGCCGCCUCCGCGCUCGACGCCUUCCACGUCCCCGCCGUCCAAGCCCAAGCCCAUGUUACAAAGAUUAACCGGUUCCACAAACAGAUCAAUGGAAACAACAAGGUGACACUGACCUUCAAUUUAUCUGCAAAUUUGGAGUCAGUAUUCACUUGGAACACAAAACAGGUCUUUGUCUUUCUGACAGCUGAGUAUGAAAACGCGAAAAAUUCACUGAAUCAGAUUUCGUUAUGGGACUAUAUUAUACCAGACAAGGAACAUGCAAAUCUGCAGGUAGUGGCGAAGAGCAAGUAUCCUCUGAUCGACCAGGGAAGCAGUCUGCGCGGGAAGAAAGUCCAGUUUGUUCUCCACUGGUACGUUAUGCCCAAUGCCGGCGCCAUGAUCCAAGAUCGGAUGGCGCUCUCGGAGUUCAAGCUGCCUGACGCCUAUACCUCUUGAAAGAAAAGGUCACUGAUCUGGGAAGAAUCCUCUAAUGAACAUCCUCCUAAUCUGCAUCCGCAGUUGGCUGCCAAACGAACGUAUAUCUGAUUCAUAGUAAGCGCUGACUGUUGGGUUUGAACUAUUUUGGACAUAUUGGAUCAAAGGAUAUCGCUUAUGUUUUAUUCAUUCGUGCUCGAUCGAGCAGGGAUGCACACACACAUAUAUAGGUACAUAAAUGCG
This is a messenger RNA of Setaria italica (foxtail millet), 802 nucleotides long. RefSeq names its product probable signal peptidase complex subunit 3. Gene Ontology annotation, biological process: protein targeting to ER. The transcript is spliced from 6 exons. Lineage: Eukaryota; Viridiplantae; Streptophyta; Magnoliopsida; Poales; Poaceae. The coding region runs from base 74 to 580 and encodes 168 amino acids. Gene Ontology annotation, cellular component: signal peptidase complex; membrane. The record is from RefSeq and is a predicted model, not a curated record.